CAGCAGGAGGGAUUGUUGCCACGUCAGUGUCCUUCACAUGUGCCCUGGCAGAUGGCAUAUGAGAGAAGGCAUGCAUCUGCCACAUGAAAAGCUGUGCUUUUGAGACAAGUUUAACUUUUUGAAUUCAUUUAUUUCAUGGAACACUGGGACGAAAUUGGCUCUCUGCAUUUAUGUGAAAAUCCUGGAUUUUAAAUUCCGACCAAGCUCACAUUGCAUCUGCAAGCGAAACAGACUUAUUGUUGUCGUACGGUGAGUUUGUCAGCAAGGUGGAGGUGUGAAUCAGCAAGAGGAAGUCAUCUUCAGGGAGUUUGUUAUCACUGCAGCUUUAUUAUUUUUAUUUUACCUUUUCUUUCUAUCUUUUUUUAUUUGAAAAUGUAAAUGUAAAGAUUGACCAAUUUGGAAUGUUGACCAUUGUCAGACCAUCUGAGAGGUGCUGAUCUUGUUAAGAUGUUAAGAAUUGACAGUGUGGUAUUGUGUGAAACUGCACUUCCUUGACAUUUGUUUGAGGGAAGGGGUCAGUUCAUCUUUUUUUCAUCAAUUUUCAUCAAUUUCAUCAAAAAACAGACACUACUGCAUAGUAUAAACAACAAUAUGAGGACCUUCAGAACGUGUCUCCAGUUAUCUCUCAUUACAUUGUGGCUGUUGGCUUUUUGGCCAUUGCCGGAGUCUGAGGCGUGUCGUGGAGAUGGACUGCCGAGGAAGGAGGUGUUGGACUGGGUGAAGGGGCGCAUCCUGGACAGUAUGGGGCUCCAGGAGGCACCUAAGAUAGCUGAGGCCCCAAAACCAGCUGGGGCACCCAAACAGAGUGAGGAACCCAAGGCUGAGGCACACAAGCAUGGUCACGGACCUCAGUCUGAGGCACACAGACAUGGUGACACACCUAAUCUAGCAGACUCGUGCAGACAUGGCGAGGAUCCCAAGGCUGAGGCACACAAGCAUGGAGACGCACCUAAAGCUGAGGCACACAGGCAUCGUGAGGCACCUAAACUAGCUGAAUCACACAUACAUGGUGAGGCAUCCAAGGCGUCCAGACCUGCUGCUGAAGCACCUGAAGCGGCUGAAGCACCAGAUCAGGCUGAGGCACCCAAACAUGCUGCUGAAGCUCAUCAUCGCCACCCGGAGGAGAGACUGGACCAUGCAGCAGCCCACCGGCGAAGCUCUCGGCACGGUCGGGGAGACCUGGAGCAUCGAGACACCUCAGAGGUCAUCCUGUUCCCCAGCACGGACUCCACCUGUAUGGACUCAUCAGACUCUUCAUCCGAGUCCGUGCACAAGGGCGUGUUCACCUACUACUUCCAGCCCUCCAUGGACGCCCAGGAGGCGCGCGUGACCUCGGCCCACUUCUGGUUCCACGCGGGGGGCAACGUCAAUGCCCCGCUCUUCAUGCUGACCAGCUCUCAGGAGCUGCUCAAGGUGUCGGACACGCCGGACAAACGAGGCGCCGACGGCUGGACGACGUAUCAUAUAGAGAAGAACCUCCAGCAGGCCAUCACGGAAGGGCCCUUCAUACUGCAGGUGCGCUGUGCUGAGUGCGAGUGUCGGAGCUCUGAGACAGAGAGGACCCCCUUCGUUCACCUCCACACGCUCCCCAAAACUCCAGAUCGCUCGCGCCGCGCCCCUCUCCGCAUCCCCUGGUCCCCAGAUGCCCUGAACCUCCUGCAGCGCGUCUCCUCCCCGGACCAAAGUGGCCCCAGCAGCAGCAAUGGCGACUGCCACAUUGAGAAGUUGGACAUCACCUUUGCGGAGCUGGGCUGGGACAACUGGAUCGUCCACCCUAAAGAGUUCACCUUCAGCUACUGCCACGGCAGCUGUGAUAACUCCCAGCACAGCCAGGUGCUGGGUAUUAAGCAGUGUUGUGCCCCGGUGCCCGGCUCUAUGAAGUCCCUGCGCUUCACCACCACCUCAGACGGGGGAUUCUCCUUCAAAUACGAGACGCUGCCCAACAUCGUCCCAGAGGAAUGCACCUGCAUAUGAUCGACCAAACCAAGCUCAUUCUGUAUGUAGCUGUAUGUUACCAGCAUAUUUAAAUUGUUCAUAGCGACCUUUUUUUAUUCACCGACCAAAUUUAUGGCAGGAGUGCAACAUUAUCCGAUUACCAGCACCAGUAUCAUCGUCAAUCCUUUUUGAUUUUAGCCAUUAAUAUUUGUUUUUUGUCUGUGUUCCAAAUGUACAUUGAUGUUACUUAAUGUUGUAACUUUUCAUGUCAGGCUUUUAUUUUGUUAUUCAUGUCUGCCAUAAGCCACAAUUUAAGUUUUUUUUAUGUACCACUAUAGUUUACAAUCAUUAUCAGUUUACUAUUUAAAAUUGAUUGACAGGUUAUCUUACAAACACACACACAAACUGUUUAUGUAAAAAUUCUUGCCUUUUCAGCCGAUGACCUUUUCAAUAAAAAAAUAAACCAGCGUUUUAUUGUUUUUCUCCACCAGAGGGGGGCACACACCACUGGAAAUACUGAACGAGACUCGCUUCAUCAUGAGCUAUAAAAUAAUCCUCCAGAACCUCCCCCUACCUCAGGCCACACAACAGGACAAAACACAAUAUAUAAAUAUGCAAAAUUUAUUUCUCUCAUCUUUUGAAUCCUAAUAAACUUAGAAAAUCUUCUCCAAAAUAAACAACAAAAACAGCAACUUGCAUCAAGCAACAUCUUUGGCUACUUACAAUGACCUCGAAAUGCAUAAAGUCUCCCGCCCCAAACCCAGUUGGAACUGCAAGUGUUCCUGGCAUAAUACAAAAAGAAAAAUAUCAACACAACGCAUACUGUACACAAUCAGCCUUCCAGUUGCAGACAUCUCCUAAGCAUACAUCAGAAUCUCAACUCAUUCCACCAACAACAUGCACAGACACUCACACUGUUCAUGGGCUUGUUUAAAACCUGUCUGGUUAGCCAGAGGCUGGUA
Molecule: messenger RNA, 2897 nt
Organism: Engraulis encrasicolus (European anchovy)
Lineage: Eukaryota; Metazoa; Chordata; Actinopteri; Clupeiformes; Engraulidae
Gene: inha
Product: inhibin subunit alpha
Exons: 4
Coding region: 592-1974 (460 amino acids)
Cellular component (GO): extracellular region
Molecular function (GO): growth factor activity; cytokine activity
Source: RefSeq, a predicted model, not a curated record